UUAGAUGCCGUUUCCAACUGGAGGAACUGAAGCCCAGAAAAAAGGAGAACCUUAUACUCACUGUUGGUGGGAAUGCAGAUCCACAAAGGAAGACUGAGCCUCGGAGCAGCAAAGGAGCAGCAGUGGUGCAAAGAGCCAGACGCCCAGGGUGAGGAGCUGGCCGAGGAUGGACAGCGUUGAACAAACAGCCGAGAUCCUUCUGUGUCUGUCACCUGCUGAAGUUGCCAGUCUCAAGGAAGGAAUCAAUUUUUUUCGGAAUAAGAGCACAAGCAAAGACUACAUCAUAUACAAGGACAAGAGCUUCCUGCGGGCAUGCAAGAAUCUGUGCAAGCACCAGGGUGGUCUGUUCAUAAAAGACAUCGAGGAUUUAGACGGAAGGUCUGUUAAAUGCACAAAGCACAACUGGAAGUUAGAUGUGAGCACCAUGAAAUACAUCAACCCGCCAGGAAGCUUCUGUCAAGAUGAGCUGGUGGUUGAAAUGGAUGAAAACAAUGGACUUUCACUUCUAGAACUGAAUCCUCCUAACCCCUGGGAUUUUGAGCCCAGGUCUCCUGAAGAUUUGGCUUUUGGAGAAGUUCAGAUAACAUAUCUCACUCAUGCCUGCAUGGACCUCAAGUUGGGAGACAAGAGGAUGGUGUUUGACCCUUGGUUAAUUGGCCCUGCUUUUGCCCGGGGAUGGUGGUUGCUACAUGAGCCUCCAUCUGAUUGGCUGGAGAGGCUGUGCCAAGCCGACCUAAUUUACAUCAGUCACAUGCACUCAGACCACCUGAGUUACCCUACACUGAAGCAGCUUUCUGAGAGACGACCAGAUAUUCCCAUUUAUGUUGGAAACACGGAAAGACCUGUCUUUUGGAAUCUGAAUCAGAGUGGUGUCCAGUUGACUAACAUCAAUGUUGUGCCAUUUGGAGUAUGGCAGCAGGUAGACAAAAAUCUUCGGUUCAUGAUCUUGAUGGAUGGCGUUCAUCCCGAGAUGGACACUUGCAUUAUUGUGGAGUACAAAGGUCACAAAAUACUCAAUACAGUGGACUGCACCAGACCCAAUGGGGGAAGGCUGCCUGCGAAAGUUGCUCUAAUGAUGAGUGAUUUUGCUGGAGGAGCAUCAGGCUUUCCAAUGACUUUCAGUGGUGGAAAAUUUACCGAGGAAUGGAAAGCCCAGUUCAUUAAAACAGAAAGGAAGAAACUCCUGCAUUACAAGGCUCAGCUGGUGAAGGACCUGCAACCCCGAAUUUAUUGUCCCUUUGCUGGAUAUUUUGUGGAAUCCCACCCAUCAGACAAGUACAUUAAGGAAACAAACAUCAAAAACGACCCAAAUGAACUGAACAAUCUCAUCAAGAAAAAGUCUGAUGUGGUGACGUGGACCCCACGACCUGGCGCCGUCCUUGACCUGGGGAGGGUACUAAAGGACCCAACAGACAGCAAAGGCAUCACCGAGCCUCCAGAGGGGACAAAAAUCUACAAGGAUUCCUGGGACUUUGGACCAUAUUUGAACAUCUUGAAUGCUGCUAUAGAAGAUGAAAUCUUUCUUCAUUCGUCCUGGAUAAAAGAAUACUUCACUUGGGCUGGCUUUAAGGAUUAUAACCUGGUGAUCAGGAUGAUUGAGACAGAUGAGGACUUCAACCCUUUGCCUGGAGGAUAUGACUAUUUAGUUGACUUUCUAGAUUUAUCCUUUCCAAAAGAAAGACCAAGCCGGGAGCAUCCCUAUGAGGAAAUUCGCAGCCGUGUUGACGUCAUCAGACACGUGGUGAAGAACGGGCUGCUCUGGGAUGACUUGUACAUAGGCUUCCAAACCCGGCUCCAGCGGGACCCCGACAUUUACCAUCACCUGUUCUGGAAUCAUUUUCAAAUAAAACUGCCCCUCACACCACCCAACUGGAGCUCAUUCCUGAUGCACUUUAGUUAGAGCGGACUGGGAUUUUCCAGGAUGCCAAGCCACAUGAAGAACUCAAGAGUUUAUUGAUGUUCCAACUUGAACUGAAGACAUGGAUGACACAGGGACUAUGCAAUGAAUAACUACAUGUUACAUUUGUGAAGUAUUCAUGAAUCUUACAUUUGUGGAUCACUACAUAGGCACAUUCAAAACCGUUGUACUUAUCCUACCCACAGUCCUUGUAAAAAGAAGGAAUGAGCCCAACAGCAACACAUUGCCGUUGGAAUCACAGUAUAAGAGGAGUGAAGUGAAACACUGGGGGAGGGAACCCUUCUGAGCCCACAGUGAGAAGACAGGAAGGGGAAAGGGAGCAGACACUGGGUUUAAAGGAAAAGGAAGGAAAGAAGAGACAUAAGGAGGGUGCUUCAAAGAGUUUAUGGAAAAUGGAAUUAAAGGAUAAGUUCAUGUUGAUGUAAAAAAAAUAGAAAAGCAUAGCUUUUUUCAUAAAAAGUAUUUUCCAUAAACUUCUGAAGACCUGGCAUAUAUCCAUGAGGGACCAUGUGAAAACAGGAAAGAGAAAACACUAAAAUGGAAUUGAAAAAAAAAAUGGAAAAACAGAUAUCCACAUCCCCUUCCUUAAUGGGUUGACUGCCCCCAAACAGGUACCAGAAAGAUAAAGAGUAGUUGAUGAGAAAAGUCUGUGAGUAGUUUUCAAUUUUUCAAAACACUUGGUUGAAAUUGUACAUUUCCCAGCACGAGGCUAGAGAGGCUGCCCCGAAUGCUCCCAUUCCACAGGGACUGGGUGGUUUUGACUGGGUUUCAAAAUCUGUCACUUCAUAUACUUUAUCAGUUCUUUCAAGUAAGUAGUGCUUUGAUCAAUGAAAUAUGUCAACACUAAUAACAUGAGUUUUAUGAACAAAAACUUUCCAAAAUCUGUAGAUAAAUCAAUAAUAAGAUCUGUGCUUGAGAAAAAUUAGCUCCUUUUCUGAACAUUUAAAAACCUUAUUUCAGAUUGAAAAAGCAAUUUUUAAUGAUACUCAUGGGAUUGUUUAAAUGAUAUUCAUGGGAUUGUUUACUCCUAAGAAAACAUAAUUGUUAUCUAGGUUUCUUUUUUCCAUGUUGUCUCCAACACACACACAGAUACCGCUGAUUUCAACAUCAGAACCUAUUUUCUGAAUCAUAUAUACUACCUCUUUAAUUCUAUAGGUACAGUAACCUGGUGAUGGAGUUGAUCUCCUUAAAUCUCUGGAAUCAUUGGUAACAAAGAUUCUGAUUGACUUCCGAUUAAGACCAGUAAUGUUUAAUUCUGGUGCACUUCACACAACAUUACAAGAAAGCUUGGAAUUCAGAAAUUAUAUUUUGUGAUCUGUACUACAUAGUAAAUUAUUCAAUUACCUCUGAAAAUAAAUGUGAUAAAUAUUAAUAUAUGUUGAAAUGCAUUUGAUAUGCAAAUAAAAGAAUAUUUUAAAGUAGGAAUUUGUUUUCUCACCACCAAGUCUGCUAUGUUCUCAUGCCAUAUUUCUGGUUCACUCCUCCCAAUAUCCAACAAUCCUUGAUGUCAGCAGGACCUACAAUGCACCGAUGCCUCGCUUCUGCUUAACAUGACCCCUUCAUAUCACCCUUUAUGUCUUGCUCCCACAUUCCCAUCAGUAAAAUCCUGUCACCUUCAACCUUCACAGUAUACCCAGGUCUCACCAUUUUCUACCACUUCUGCUGC
Molecule: messenger RNA, 3584 nt
Organism: Oryctolagus cuniculus (rabbit)
Lineage: Eukaryota; Metazoa; Chordata; Mammalia; Lagomorpha; Leporidae
Source: RefSeq, a predicted model, not a curated record